AUGGCCGGCUCCGAAGCUACGCCUAAAGAGAAGCGGAGGAAGAAGAACAAAAAGAGAAAGCAAAGGAGCCUUGGAGAAUCUGAAAGGCCUUCCAAAACGCACCGGAUUAGGGUAUCGGAGAAAGAGAGUGAACCACAAGAAGUGGAAGUAAAACGAGCUGAAAAGCCCCAUCUCAGAGUACCCAAUCAGGAGCUCGAACAAGGUGGUCCAUGGAGGAACCUGGAGUUAGUUUUGUCCAUUCAGAACAAAGAACUUGAUCUUCAGAAGAAGGUGGAACUAGCUUAUGGCUUUGUCAUAUCGAGAGUGAAAGAAGAAGGCAGCAAGAGUGAUCAGGAUAAUCAAGCAGUGAAUAUGUCACGUUUAAUAAUUUUUGUUAAUGAUUGGAUCCAGUCAUUGUUGAUUUCUUCAGGAAAGAAAAUUCAGAGUGGCGGAGAGAUGCAUCAAGCUGAAGUGAUCGAGACAUAUUUGGAUUUUAGAUGCUGGGAGAUUUUCAAAUUCUGUUUGGAGGAGUCUUUGAAAUUGAAUGUUUCUCUAAGUUUCUCCCGGAACCUAUUACGCUCUAUUUGUUUGAUUGCAAGAAAUGCACUGUCCUUAUUGAACAAAACAUCUUCACAUCAAACAGAUUUAUUUUCCAUUGGCGAAGGGUUACCAUUGUACAAUACUGUGCUUGAUUGCAUUUCUUUAGUAUUUUCAUCCCAUGGAGGCUUGUCGAAUGAAAAUUUAGACCUGGCCCACCCAGCUCGGAAGAAUGGAUUUCGUGAUUUCAUCGAUAAACUCCUUGAGCCUCUGUUGCAUCUCUUAGGUCUCUUGCAUCUUCAGAUUGAUGUAAGUAAUCCUAGUAGAGCAAGGAACUUACUGAAGCUAGUUGAAGAAGUACUAUCUCAUGGGCUGUAUCACCCAGUCCACAUUGAUGGAUUUUUGAACUUAUGCAGCAGUGAAAGAUAUUCCACCUUCAAUUAUGGGAAGUCAAAAGACUCAAAAACAAUACUGAAGAGUUAUCACAGGCAUUUAUUUGAUAAGCUGGAAAAAAUUUUGGCUGCAAAGAAUGCUUUGGCAGUGGAAAGCAUGGGAGAACUUUUUCGCUUGCUUAUUGAUCAAGUUCAAAAGCUAAAAAGGGCUUCAGUGCCGGCCGAAAAUACAAAAAUGAUGGGGAAGACUGAAGCUUCAAAGCAAAUAGAACAUAAUUUAAUGGGUCAUACUUCUAAGAUGUCUUCUGGGAGUAGUACUGCACUAGUUGAAAAUAAUUACUGCUCAACUAGUUUCAGUGCAGAAACACGAAAAUCACUUCUUGAUUUUUUUGUACUGAUUAUGGAGCCUCUUCUGCUUGAGAUUAAUGGCUAUCUUGAAACUAAGCUGGAAGUGGGACCCAUAUUGUCGGAUGUUCAUUGCACACUUAAAUCUAUUAAUAAUUUACUUUCUGGCUUUAUGCAUGAAAAGGUUUAUGUGAGAACAGAGGACACGUCAGAGGGAGCUUGCCUUAAUUUCUUGAAGAAGGUCUAUAAUAUGAUUAUAUCAUUGUCCUCCAAUUUAAUUCAGUCGUCAAAAUAUGGUGUAGUUAACGGGACACACAUGGAUACAUUAACUUUAAUAGCCAAUGAGGUACUUUCUGCUGUAGGGUAUCUUUUGGAAAUUGAAUAUGAGGUUAUAGAGAAUGAUUUGGUAACCUUGUGGCUUCUGAUGCUUUCUUACUUAGCCAUUGGUCUUUCUCUGAUGGAAGUUCCGGAUCGGUGCUCAUUAUCUUUCAAGAUAACAGAUAUUGGAUGCCAAUUAGUUAUUCUCUAUAGUCAACUUCGCCAGGUGAAUAAUACUAUUUUUGCAUUGUGUAAAGCAAUAAGGCUUCUAAAUUCACGUAAUGGUGAUGGUGAACUGAAAUAUACUAGAUUUGUGAUUUCUUUACAUGGUGAAGCUUAUGCAAAAUCAGUGGAAAUGCUAUUAUGUGCACAAGAGUUUAAGAUUGCAAUACAACAAGCUAUUAAGUCCAUACCAGAAGGACAAGCAAGUGGGUGUAUUGGGCAGUUAACAUUGGAUAUAUCAGAAUCUCUAGAGUGGCUGAAAAUUAGUUGUUUGAAAGCUGAUGAAAAAGAAUUUGGCAAACGGGAUGGACGAAGUAGCUUGCAGAACUUUAAUCUAAAAGCUGAACUUUUGGGGAGAGGGUUGUCUGAAGUGUAUGCACUAGUGCUAGACUCGUUGUUUGUUACACCUGGAAACUGUAACCUCCUUGGAGUUUCUGUAAAGGAUCUUAUAGCAGUAAUUUGUGCUUGCAUGAGUAGUCUGGUAGGACUACAGCCAGAUGCUGUAAAUGAGUUCCUCUUUACUGUCACAGGAAAAGGAUUUGACAAUGAGACAGCCGAAAACAAAAAUAAUCUUCAGAUAUUUGGAUUGUCCACUCAUUGGGUGUUUGUGUUCUUCUUUCGAUUGUAUAUGUCCUGCCAAAGCUUAUAUAGGUCAGCAACGAGCCUUAUGCCUCCAGAUUUAUCAAGAAAGAUGUCUGCAGCAAUGGGAGAUUCAUUCACAUCAUACUCUGGUAGCGAUUGGAUUGAUAUGACUGACUGGAUCAAUGGGGAAUAUUUUUCUUGGAUCGUUCAACCUUCAGCUUCUCUUCCUGUUGUUAUUCAAUCCAUUUCAAACAUCUAUUGUAAGGACAGUGCAGCCGAUUCUUCUCCUUUGACUUAUGUGAUGCAUGCUAUGGCUGUUAGACGGCUUGUCGAUUUGAAUAGGCAUAUAAAGUCUUUUGAAUAUUUGAUGCGAAAUAAUGAAAAUCUGGUGCAAGUCAGGUUGCUUGAUGAUGCUGGCUUGUCAAGGUGUCGUAAAAGAAGCAAAAAGUUGGAAAGGCACAUCUCUGUUUUGAGGGAAGAGGCUUCAGGUCUUGCUGGUUUUAUGAUGGAGCACCUAUCAUUAGUGCCCGAAGAUCAACAGCCAAUGUCCAUUUCUGAUGAUACAACUUGUAAUAAGAUGAUUUCCCAUGAAAGUGAUGAAUGGGAUUUCAGUGUUUGUGCGUUGAACAAGAAGUCAUUGCCAACUGCAAUAUGGUGGAUUCUUUGCCAGAAUAUUGAUACUUGCUUUGGGGUGGUUAGAGAGUACAAUAACCGUGCAGCUGAUAGGCUGAAGAAAGUAACCUUGCAUCAAAUCUCAUCACAAUGCUUCAUUGACUCCAUUCUGUAUUUUGCAUCAACGUUUUGCCAUGCAUUGGAGAAAUCUACAUUACCAUUGAUCAGUGACUUCUCAUCUGGCAAUUUUGAUUUCAAAUCAUCACCUGAUUGGCCGAAGGUUUUAAAUUCCCUGGGGAACUCAUCAGUGGUUGUUUCAUGUAAGAAUCACUACAUAUUUGAUUGUUCCUCAGCAGAAAGCCCGGUCACUCAUUCUUCUGAUGAGCUGCGUAAAGGAAGUUUCAAGGAACAAAAAGAUCUACAAUCGACCAUCAUGAAAUUUAUAGCUUGCCAGAGUUUACUUAAUCUUUUGCUUGUUGUUGGCGGCUUAUUAGAUUAUCAGAAUGCAUCAUACUCGCAUCACUAUCACGAGCUCUUUAGAUUGUUUGUGUCUUGUCGGAAGGCCUUGAAAUAUAUAAUUCUGGCUUGUGAGGAGAAGACAGCAGAUAGUCAAACCUCACAUACUUUAGUGUUCUUUGAGGAUUCGUUUCCUAUUUUAUGGCUUUACAAGUCAGUGUAUGCGGUUGUUGGGCUUGAAGAGUCAUUGCCAAAAGAUAAUUGCCGUCCGGUUAGUGAUAUGAUCUUGUCCUUGAUGGAUCACACAUUUUAUGUGUUUCUCACAUUAAGUAAAUAUCAGUCUAAUCAUGCUGUUCAUUUCUCUAAAGUUGCUGAACUGAAUGCUGGACUUGUCCAUGAACAUAGUAGUUUAAGUGAAUCUGAUACGUGCUUGGAUUCUUCCGACUAUAUUGAAGCUUGGAAAAGUGUAACCAAUAUUGCUAAGAGUUUGAAGGAACAGAUGCAAAGCUUACUGGUAAAUUUGAAGGAUGCCCUUUGUAAUGGAAAAGUGGGGAUUGGUGUUGAUGGUUUAAAUUUGAACAAGUUCUCAUCCUUAAUUUCUUGCAUUAGUGGGUUUUUAUGGGGCCUAGCAUGUUUUGUGAACCAUACAGAUUCGAGAAGUAGUGAUCAUAAAGUAAACUCAUCAAGGCAGAAACUUGAACCCAUCUCUGAACUUCACCUCUGUAUAGAUGUUUUUGCAGAAUUCUGUAGUCUGCUCUUACCAAUGUUAGUUUGUGACAGUAGUCAACAGUCCAGAACUUUAUGUGACUCUCAAAAUCUUCAAAAGUCAGACUUCAAUGUAGAUUUGUUGGGUGUGCCUGAAGGCACUGAUGUUGAGACUGAUAUUGCAGGUGUUGAACUGCAUGAUGAAUCUGGUGCUGCAAUGACAGCAUCAUCUGACAUCCAUGAUUACUCUGGGUCUGGUAGUGUUCAUAGAAGAAGGUUGCACUUGGAAGGUGCAAAUUGUGCUGCCAGUGCACUGAAUGACGUUGAUUCAUUUAUAUUGCAGUCUUUGAAUAGGCCUUUGUUGAGACGCCUGCUAAAUGGUGAUUACCCUGACGCAGCAUUUUUGCUCAGGCAGUUGUUAAUUGCAUCUUCAGCUAUUUUGAGGCUAAGUUUGCAUAUGAAUAGUCCUCCCCUGUCUUCAAGCUUGGUGCAUACUUUUACUGGCAUUACACAAGUCUUGUUAUUGGAAUCAACGGGCAUGAAUCAGGUGCCGUGCUUUUUUUAUUUUGUGUGUUUAGAUGGUGUUCUGAAGUAUUUGGAAGAAAUAGCGAAUCAUUUUCCUCUGACUAAUCCUACCUUAUCCAGAAGUUUGUAUGACAAGAUGGUUCAGCUACAGUUAAGGGCUUUAGGAAAAUGCAUAACUUUACAGGGGAAACGAGCCACCCUAGUAUCUCAUGAGACAGAGUCAAGCACCAAAAUGCUCCAUUCUCCUAUGGAAUUUUCUGAAGCAUCUCUGUCUGGCCGGCCAUACUUAUUGGAUGAACUUAAAGCUAGGUUGAGGUCAUCGUUCACGGUGUUUAUAAAGAAACCAUCAGAGUUGCAUCUUUUAUCUGCUGUACAAGCUAUAGAGAGAGCACUAGUUGGUGUGCAGGAUGGGUGCACCAUGAGUUAUGACAUACAUACUGGAAGCGUAGAUGGGGGAAAAGUUUCUUCAGUUGUUGCAGCUGGCAUUGAUUGCUUGGAUUUGAUUCUAGAACACGUUUCAGGACGCAAACGUUUGAAUGUGGUUAAAAGACACAUUCAGAGCUUUAUUUCUAGCUUGUUCAAUGUUAUUCUGAACUUGCAGAGUCCAGUAAUCUUUUAUGAGAGAUCGAUCCAGAAUAAAGGGGAUACUGAUCCAGAUCCAGGAACAAUCAUUCUUAUGUGUGUUGACGUACUGGCAAGAAUUUCCGGCAAGCAUGCUCUGUACCAAAUGGAGGCCUGGCAUGUAGCACAAUCUUUACGUAUACCGUCAGCACUUUUUCAAGACUUCCAUCUUUUAAAACUUUCUGAAGCUCCUGUUCCCGAUGAUUCUUCAACAGUUCCAAAUAACCAAAUCUCUAAUUCAGUAGCAAGUAAACAUUUCUCUGGCGUAGAUAGGCAAUACUCAAUCGACCUAUUUGCUGCUUGCUGCCGGUUAUUGCAUAAUGUUCUGAAGCAUCACAAAAUUGAAUGUGAACGGUGCAUUGCCGUACUUCAAGCUUCUGUUGGUGUUCUUCUUCAUUGUUUGGAGACAGUGGAUGCUAAUGCAGUCGUCAGGAAAGGUUUCUUUUCGUGGGAAGUGGAAGAGGGAGUCAAAUGUGCAGGACCAAAGGCCCCCAACUAUUUCUCCUCCUUAAAGAAUCAAGUUUCAGCAUGA
Molecule: messenger RNA, 5826 nt
Organism: Prunus armeniaca (apricot)
Lineage: Eukaryota; Viridiplantae; Streptophyta; Magnoliopsida; Rosales; Rosaceae
Source: the annotation of a GenBank genome assembly